AUGAAUUGCACCGAAGAGCCAAGUCGUUUUGCUGAAACUGAUUUUCUUUCAUCAUUUGCAUUUUGGACAUUAGGAGUCAUCAGUAUUAUUUUGUCGCUUUUUGCCAAUGCAGGAAAUUUAAUUAAUUUAUUUGUUUUAACUCGACGUCAUAUGCGCUCGACCAUGACAACGCUUUUAGUUACACUAGCAUGGGCUGACCUUGUUCCGCCGACCGUUGUUUCAUUGAAUAAUAUUUUAUUUUACUACUUUUUACCACAUCUAAAUGAUUCAUCGGCAUUUUUAACAGUACAUAUUGUGACUCGAGCUCUAUUCAAUGUUUUAGCAAAUAUUUUUACAACAUUUAGCAAUUGGCUUGUCGUUUUAAUUACAACAUUUCGAUUGAUCGUCGUCAAGAAACCAUUAGUUGCAAAACAUUAUUGUAAUCGUCGUACAGCUCGUUAUGCAAUUAUUCUGAUUCUCAUGCUUUCAAUAUUUAUUAAUUUUCCAUUAUUCCUUUACACUAACAUACAAGUCUAUUGUACCAAUGACGGUACUGUAAAAUAUUACGGUCUUGAACUAUCAUCACUAUUAAAUGUAGUACUUUACUCACGUCUCUUUUAUCCAACAGUAGUUAUUGUUUCGUUGCUUAUUCCAUGGUUAAUAUGUUUUCUAAUUUGGCUAUUUUUAAUGCGAGCAUUACAUAUGUCGCAAAUAAAAUUACGGAGCAAAACGGCGAAUACAACAUUUGCAAAUGAUCGUAAACAACAUACAUAUGUUCGAAUAACAUUAAUGAUCGUUUGUGUUCUAUCUGUUUAUAUGGUAUGUCGUAGUGUACAUUUGUUCGAAGUUGUACAUUUAUCUGUAACACAAUUAUUUAAUUUGAACCGAGCAUUUUAUUUUGAACAAAUUCGAAUGAAAUUAUUUUGUAUAUCAAAUAUAAUGUUAACCAUCAAUCACGGAGCAAAUUUCUAUAUUUAUUCAAUAAAUCCGAAGUUUCGUGCAACACUAAAAUUAUAUGUAGUCUAUUGUUUCCGUCGUUGCAGAAUAAAACGUCGACGAAUAUUUACAAUAUUUCAUUUACGGAAAAAAAGUGCAAGUGACAGCUUAGAUGGUUUAAGUAUAACAAAUGACUUACAUCGUUCAUUGAUGUUAACAUCAACAAAUGGACUUCUGAUUAGAAAUGAUAAUAAUCUUAAGUUUAAUAAUGACGGUUUAAAUUCUAAGCGAAGCGUGAGAAAAUCACAACAAAUUUUCAAUUUUGUUGAUCGAAAUUCCAAUGAUGAAAAUUCAGAGAGAAGUGAUGUAUGGAGAGAAUUCGAACAAAGACUAAAACAUUCUCCUCAAAGUUAUUUUCGCUAA
This is a messenger RNA of Rotaria socialis, 1338 nucleotides long. NCBI's taxonomy places the organism in Eukaryota, Metazoa, Rotifera, Eurotatoria, Philodinida, Philodinidae. The record is from the annotation of a GenBank genome assembly.